Messenger RNA from Erpetoichthys calabaricus (reedfish), 2782 nucleotides. Its product is annotated as Glyco_hydro_56 domain-containing protein. Gene Ontology annotation, biological process: carbohydrate metabolic process; hyaluronan catabolic process. The record is from RefSeq and is a predicted model, not a curated record. The transcript has 4 exons. NCBI's taxonomy places the organism in Eukaryota, Metazoa, Chordata, Cladistia, Polypteriformes, Polypteridae. Gene Ontology annotation, molecular function: hyalurononglucosaminidase activity. Bases 511 to 1995 code for a protein of 494 amino acids.
CUGUCCGCUGACCUCUCAGAAAUGACAUGUCUGCUUAAUGAUGAUGACGACGAUCUCCGCAAAGGUGGACCGGUCCCUCGUCAGCUUUUAAUUCCAUCCUGCACUAAAAAAAAAACUGUGCAGCAGUGCCACCAAGUGGAGAUAUCUUACGAUUGCAGUGUUAAGACCUUUUGCCUGAUGUGGGCACCGUCGUAUGUUUGGUUCCGUAACGGGUGAGCGUGCGUGGCAGCAGGACGAACACCGCGCUCGGCACGCCGCUCCUCUCUCGGCCCCGGCUCAUCUGCUGUGCUGGGCUGGUCACUCGGGGUGAGGGGGGGAUUAGGACUCGGCAAGCUUAUUAGGAGCGCACCACGUGACCGGCACGGUCCUAGGUGACCCUGUUUAACCAGGCAGAUUAGACAACCAAGGGUGCCCGGUACUCGGGGUUCGUAAACCGCAUUUCCGAGAAGGCGCUCGAAAAAAAGGGGGCGAUCUUGACAUUGCAUCGCCCACGGCGGCAUCUCUCAAAGGAUGCAGAUAUGGAGGUCAGUGAUGUGGUCCCUUGUGUCUCCUGGAGUCUACAGAGAGGUUCUAACAAUCCUGGUGCUGCUGGCAUGGAGAUCUGUGGCCUCUCUGCAGGUUCAAGCUCCAUUACUGCCUGAACAGCCUUUCUUGGUGUUUUGGGGAAUUUCCGAUUUCUUUUGCCAAGGCAGGCCUGAUCCCAGUUCAUUCAGUAUUGUUGCCAAUGGAACAGGACACCUGAAGGACGGUGGUGUGACUAUCUUCUAUGAAAACGAUUUGGGCCUCUAUCCCUACUUUGGCUCAAACAAUCAACCCGUGUGUGGAGGGCUGCCUCAGUUAACAAACCUGGAAAUGCACCUACUCAAAUCUGAAGGGGAUAUCAAAUCUAAAAUCCCAUCUCCAGAGUACCAUGGUCUGGCCAUCAUUAAUUGGGAUGAGUGGUGGCCAAACUUGAGUCACACCAAGAUCAAGAGACUAAUCUACCAAGAUCAGUCUUGGGCCAUACUUGAGCAAUUUUUUCCAGACUGGUCACUGGCAGAGCUGAAUCAUUGGGCUCAAGUGGACUUUGAUUCUGCUGCACAGUCCAUAAUGGUGGAAACUCUACUUCAAGCCCGGACUUUGAGACCAAAGGGGGUGUGGGGAUUUAGUUCCUACCCCACCUGUCACAACUCCAACUGGAAGUCAAUCAACAGCUCCGGAUGCUGCACUAAAGAAGAAGUGGCCCUCAAUGACCAUCUGUCAUGGAUGUGGGCAAAAAGCUGUGCACUCUAUCCAUCCCUCCAGGUAAAUGAAGAGCAGAGCAACAGUGAAGCCCACAGCAGAGUCACACAUCAAAUUCUGGAAGCCUUACGUGUGGCAAAUAUGGCUGAAGCCCAGACAGCCUUGCCUGUAUUUCCUCUGCUCAAUAUCCUUUACUCCUCCUCAUCAUCAUUCCUGUCACAGGCUGAUCUUGAGAACACCAUUGGAGAAAGUGCAGCCCUGGGGGCUUCAGGGGUGGUGCUGAGACAGAAGCUGUUUUCCACCCAAACGCAGAGACACUGUUGGGGCCUGUCUGGUUACCUCAGCAAGACCCUGGGCCCCUAUGUGGUCAAUGUGACGACAGCGGCUCGGCUGUGCAGCACCAUGGUGUGUAGAAGCAGAGGGCGCUGUGUGAGAAAGGACCCCAAGGAGUUAGUGUACCUGCACCUCCCACCUGAAGCAUUCCAGCUGAUGCCGGAAGAUGGUGAGGUGGGAGAUACUGUGGCACAGGGGAAGCUGCGCCCACAAGAUGUGCAAAACUGGAAAGACAAAUUUAAGUGCCAGUGGUUUGUGGGGUUGACGUCAGAGACAGGAUCUGAGGCAGAAGAGCAGGAGGAUGAGGAAGUGGAGAAGCCUUUUGAGGCCACUGAGAUCAACGUGACGCCAAACUCCAUGGAUGGCGCCCUCACCUGGGGCUUACCUGUGCAUUUCAUUCUGGCAUUGAUCUUGCUUUUGACCUGGCAGAUUCUAAUCUAGAGAUUCAACUUGCUUUCCACAUGGGCAUCCUUCUCUUUGGGCACAGAGCCAUCAGCCCAGCAGAUCAGAAAGUGCAUCCAAACCCAGAAUCAGAAUGUGUCCACAGAUGGACAACAGGUACACAUACCAAGUACAUACAUUUGUGAAUAUGCUUACAUAAACGUAUACAGGAUAUACAUAUAAACAGAGAUGUGCACACAUGUGCAAGCAUAUGCAUACAGAGUACACAUGCACACCACACACCACAAAAAAACAUAACUAGAAGCACACACGCAUAUAGAACAUAUCAGGCAUAAGCAAAGGUGUGUGUGAAUGCAGCUAUAAGUAUGAACAAAUAGAAAAUGCUUGAGCAUACAGUUGCACAUAAAGACUCAAGCAUGCGUAUACAAUAUAAGGCACAUUAUGUCAGCACAUAACAAACAUAGUUUUGUACAUGAGCUCAAACCUGAAUAUACAAAACACACAUGGAAAAUUGUGCAUGUACAAAUAGGUACUGCACAUAUAUAAACAUGCGUGCACAGCAACGCAUGAUAUCAAAUGUACCUAUUCAGGAGCACAUGUGCUAUGAACAUACACGUACACAGAAUACCUAUCUAUUAUCACAGAUGAUUUAAUGGAGAGAAAGACACAUGACAAGAAUAUGCAUGUGCAGUUGCACACAAUCUAAUACAACUGAGACACAGAGCACAUGUAAAGCAAGCAGAUGCGGUAUGUAAGCAUGUAUACACACAGGCAGCUACUCAUACGAUUGCAUGCAGUACAGACACAGACAUUCAAACACGCUCAC